Gavia stellata (red-throated loon) is the source of this 1359-nucleotide messenger RNA. It is a transcript of the gene DAZL, whose product is annotated as deleted in azoospermia like. The coding region runs from base 1 to 1359 and encodes 452 amino acids. The record is from RefSeq and is a predicted model, not a curated record. Gene Ontology annotation, molecular function: protein binding; mRNA 3'-UTR binding. NCBI's taxonomy places the organism in Eukaryota, Metazoa, Chordata, Aves, Gaviiformes, Gaviidae. The transcript has 11 exons.
AUGGCUCGCAGCCGUUGGCGCCAUGCUCUGCUGAGAACUUCGCGACAAGAGGCGCUUCACACCAUGAGCGGCCAUUUUGUGGCGGCCCUCCUGCAUGGCGCCGUGCGGGGUUACCGGGCUCUUACUGCUCUGCGCGUGGCCCGACCGAGCGCUCCUCCACCUGCCCCGCAGGCCGAUGCAGGCGCCGCGGUUGGGCGCGGGCGGCGCCGGUCGGCUCCGUCUGCAACUUGCAUACCUACCCGCCGCUUGUCGUUAGGGCCAGGCUGGACCCCUUGCCCCGGGCGUCGAGGGCUUUCAAACAGUUUCCAUUGUCCUCAGAGGGGCGCCUCCCCUUUUGCCAUCCCCUCGCCCCCAGAUCUCUUGAGGAGAGUGACACCCUCUUCCCCAGCGCCUCGUCUGGUAAUGACGUCACUGGGCAGGCGAGGUGCGAAGCCCGCGGGACGUGAGGCCGUUAAAUGGCUGCGUAGCGGCGGCGGCGGCCCCGCCGGCUCCUCUGCGAAUGUGGAGGCCCAGUGUGCAGGUGUCUUGGAGGAUAAUACCCGUUUGUCAACAACCAGUCAAGGAUAUGUUUUACCAGAAGGAAAAAUCAUGCCAAACACAGUCUUUGUUGGUGGAAUUGAUAUAAGGAUGAAUGAAGCAGAAAUUCGGAGUUUCUUUGAACGAUAUGGUACUGUGAAAGAGGUGAAAAUAAUCACUGACAGAACUGGCGUUUCCAAAGGGUAUGGAUUUGUAUCUUUCCUAGACAACGUGGAUGUUCAAAAAAUAGUAGAAUCACAAAUCAACUUCCAUGGCAAAAAGCUGAAACUGGGGCCAGCAAUUAGAAAGCAACAAAACUUGUGUUCUUAUGUGCAUCCUAGACCAUUAGUCUUCAAUCCUCCUGCACCGCAGUUCCAUAGUGUAUGGGGUAAUCAAAAUACAGAGACGUACAUGCAGCCUCCAGCUGUAAUGAGCCCAGUAACACAGUAUGUUCAGACAUAUCCAUACAGUUCACCAGCUUUAUUGAUACAGCAGCAAGUUCCUGUAGGAUAUCAGCCAGCCUACAACUACCAGGUUCAACCACAAUGGCUUGCUGGGGAGCAAAGAAAUUAUGUUAUGCCUCCGGUUUAUACUUCAGUAAGCUAUCACUGCACUGAGGAUCCAGAAUUUAUACAGACAGAAUGUGCUGUUCCAGAGCCCACGCAGGCAUCUACUAACAGUCCACAAAAGAAGUCUGUGGACAGGAGCAUACAAACAGUAGUAUCCUGUCUGUUUAAUCCUGAGAACCGUCUGAGGAACACCUUUGUAUCACAAGAAGACUACUUUAAGGAGAGAAAGGCGCAUCACUUCAGAAAAGGAAGAGCAGUACUCAAAAGUGUUUGA